GCUCCAGACAAAUGAGUAGAGAGUUUGGUACAGAAGAAGGACAGAUUCCAGUUUUCCAGUUGAUCACCUUGUACAGAGAAAGAACCCUUGAGAUCAGCACCGGGAGAAGCAAGAGGAGCGGUGAAGGAGUCGCUGUGUGAUGCACGACGGGUCGGAGCCGAGGUGUAGAAGUGCUGGCGAAAAAGAGUCUCGGCAAUAGAAACUGUCUACUCAAGACUGAACAGAUAAAGCCCAGGAGCCUCUAACAACUGCUCCCCAACAUCCUUCAUCCUUCACCAGGAGGGAGCCUGCAUGACAGAGGAAUGGCUGAGCAUCAGCCGCGCGGCAGCGAUGAGCAAGACUGACGUUCCUACAAGUCUCUUCUGGCUCCCUCUCCACGAUGCCUGGUGCCUCUGCAUAUUCAUUGGAUGGUAAUGCAGGAUGUCGAGAGCAGCGGUAGAGUUUGGCUUGAUCCCAUUGUGUUUUCCUUCUGCCGGUUGAGACUUGGAAUCACCAUGACAACGCUGUGACACUUCCAGCACCGAUUGCCCGCAGACCAAGGGUGGGCUGGGGGUGGGUGAGAAGGUCAAUGAUUGAGUCUAACGGGGUCAAAAGUUGUGCCUGCAGCAAAAUGACUGUAGAAAAGCCGUCGGUGCGACAAGAAGAUGAAAUUCCCCUUCUUUUGGCUUCUCGUUAAGCAGGCACAAUAGCAUUUUUUUUCUCGAGACUCGCUAUAAAAACUCUUUUGGUUAUGGCUACUGAUCCAACGUGAUUGGGCGCGCCGCGACUUUGGAACUCAUGACUGGAUAUACGAUGUUGCGGAAUGGGGGAGUGGGGAACGGAGGCCAGCCGUGGGUGUUGAGGUGGUCCAGUCGGAUCCGGCUCACCUGGCUUAGUUUCACCCUCUUCAUCAUCCUCGUCUUCUUUCCCCUCAUUGCCCACUACUACCUGACCACCAUCGAUGACGCCGACGAUGCCGGCAAGCGCAUCUUUGGCCCUCGGACCGGCAAUGAGCUGUGCGAGGUAAAGCACGUGCAAGACCUGUGUCGCAUCCGCGAGUCGGUCAGCGAGGAGCUGCUCCAGCUGGAGGCCAAGCGGCAGGAGCUCAACAGCGAGAUCGCCAAGCUCAACCUGAAGAUCGAGGCCUGCAAAAAGAGCAUUGAAAAUGCCAAGCAGGACCUGCUGCAGCUGAAGAACGUCAUCAGCCAGACCGAGCAUUCCUACAAAGAGCUGAUGGCUCAGAACCAGCCCAAGCUCUCCUUGCCCAUCCGGCUCCUGCCAGACAAAGACGAUGCGACCUUCCCCUUGCCAAAAUCCAACCGCAACUGCAGGCUGCACAACUGCUUUGACUACUCGCGCUGCCCGUUGACAUCUGGCUUUCCAGUCUAUGUCUACAACAGUGACGAUUACCCUUUUGGUAGUUCCUUAGACCCGUUAAUUAAACAAGCCUUUGAGGCGACCGUCAGAACUAAUGUUUAUGUUACUGAAAAUGCAAAUAUUGCUUGUGUGUAUAUAAUUUUAGUGGGGGAAAUGCAAGAGCCCGUAAUGCCAAAACCUACUGAACUAGAGCAACAGUUGCACUCUUUGCCAUAUUGGAGGACUGAUGGACAUAACCAUCUCAUCAUCAAUUUGUCAAGGAAAUCGGAAACUCAGAACUUCAUUUACAACAUCAGCACGGGGCGCGCCAUGAUUGCCCAGUCCACCUUCUACGACGUGCAGUAUCGACCGGGGUUUGAUAUUGUGGUAUCGCCUCUGGUCCACGCUAUGUCUGAACCCAACUUCCUAGAAAUCCCACCCCAGGUGCCGGUCAAGCGUAAAUACCUGUUUAGUUUCCAGGGGGAGAAGAUUGAGUCUCUCAGAUCUAGCUUGCAAGAGGUUCGCUCUUUCGAAGAGGAAAUCGAAGGCAACGCCCCAGCUGACUACGACGAUCGGAUCAUCACCACCUUGAAGGCUGUUCAGGACAGCAAGUUGGACUUUGUUUUGGUGGAGUUCACCUGUAAGAACCAGCCUAAGGCGAGUCUGCCCACUGAGUGGGCUCUGUGUGGAGAAAGGGAUGACAGACUAGAGCUACUGAAGCUAUCUACUUUUGCACUGAUAAUCACCCCAGGGGACACCCAUUUAGUGAUCUCCGCCGGGUGUGCCAUGAGACUGUUUGAGGCUCUGGAAGUCGGAGCCAUCCCGGUGGUUCUUGGCGAGCAAGUUCAGCUUCCCUAUAAUGAUGUGAUCCGGUGGAACGAGGCAGCCUUAAUCAUACCAAAGCCACGUAUCACAGAAGUGCACUUUCUUCUGAGAAGCAUUUCUGACAACGAUCUCCUUGCCAUGAGGAGGCAGGGCCGCUUCUUGUGGGAGACCUACUUCUCCACCUCUGACAACGUGUUCAGCACAGUCUUAGCUAUCAUAAGGACUCGAAUCCAAAUCCCGGCUGCUCCUAUCCGAGAAGAGACCGCCGUGGAGAUUCCCCACCGGUCUGGCAAAGCUGCUGGUACAGACCCCAAUAUGGCAGACAAUGGUGACCUGGACUUGGGGCCUGUGGAAACAGAACCACCCUAUGCAUCUCCCAAAUAUCUCCGCAAUUUCACCCUCACUGCAAUGGACAUCUACAGGAAUUGGAAUUCUGCUCCGGGGCCUUUCCACCUCUUCCCCUACACUCCCUUUGACCCUGUUUUACCGUCAGAAGCAAAAUUUUUGGGGUCUGGGACUGGAUUUCGACCUAUUGGUGGAGGAGCAGGUGGCUCUGGGAAGGAGUUCCAGGCUGCUUUGGGUGGCAACGUCCCCCGGGAGCAGUUCACAGUAGUGAUGUUGACUUACGAGCGGGAGGAAGUGUUGAUGAACUCCCUAGAAAGGCUCAAUGGUCUCCCGUACUUAAAUAAAGUUGUGGUAGUGUGGAACUCUCCCAAGCUUCCCUCGGAGGAUCUCUUGUGGCCAGACAUUGGCGUCCCAAUCAUGGUUGUCCGCACCGAGAAGAACAGCCUGAACAACAGGUUCCUGCCGUGGGAUGAGAUCGAGACGGAGGCCAUCCUCUCCAUCGACGACGAUGCCCACCUUCGCCACGACGAGAUCAUGUUUGGGUUCCGGGUCUGGAGAGAGGCGAGGGACCGCAUCGUUGGCUUCCCGGGGCGCUACCAUGCGUGGGACAUCCCCCACCAGUCCUGGCUCUACAACUCCAACUACUCCUGCGAGCUCUCGAUGGUGCUCACUGGUGCUGCCUUCUUCCAUAAGUAUUACGCCUACCUGUACUCCUACGUGAUGCCGCAAGCCAUCCGCGACAUGGUGGAUGAGUACAUCAACUGCGAGGACAUCGCCAUGAACUUCCUUGUCUCUCACCUGACGAGGAAACCUCCCAUAAAGGUGACCUCCCGCUGGACUUUCCGCUGCCCAGGGUGUCCCCAGGCCCUUUCUCACGACGACUCUCACUUCCACGAGCGACACAAGUGCAUCAACUUCUUCGUCAAGGUGUACGGGUACAUGCCCCUCCUGUACACCCAGUUCCGCGUGGACUCGGUCCUCUUCAAGACCCGCCUGCCCCACGACAAGACAAAAUGCUUCAAGUUCAUCUAGAAGGAGGUGCCACCAGGCGCCCUGGGCUCCCCCAGCCGCGGGUGAGGGCAGAGGGUUUGGCUUUUUUUUGGCAGGGCUGCCAGUCCAAAAUGCCUUUCGCUAUUGACUCCGGCCACCCCUCCCACGGAGCAAAAAGGGACAUCCUGGACUGGGACGGGCACGUUUCCCCCCUCCCUGCCUCCCACACGGCCACGUUGGGAACAGGAACGGAACAGGAACGGGGAACGGGAUGUUAUGGCUUCUCUAAAGACACUCCCUAGGAUCGUACACUGAGGAAUGGCACGUUGGCUGGUGGCUCUGCCCCUUCCCUGGCCAAGGGCAACCAUUCUUUUUAAUUAUAAUUAUUGUUAUUUAAAAUGAAAGUGUUUUAGAUUUGCCGCGUGAGGCUUUUUUUUUUUUUUUCUUUCCCUUUUUCUUUUUUCCCCACCCAUCCCCCCACCCAUCCCCUUUUUGCCUCUGGACCUCUUUGCCUACUCGGGGGGGGACUGUAGCCAGGCCAGGGUGGAGGUGUUUGACCACAGAGAGGUUAUUCCCAGGGCAGCUCCAACCACCACUGUUCUCCCCAUCCUUUCUCCCACCAGGCAACCCUCCUCUUCCUCCUCCUCCUCUUCCUCCUCCUCUUCCUCCUCCUCCUCCUCCCCUCCCGCACACCACGUCCUGGCUCAUCUUGCCCUGUGGCUACUACUGAGGACUUUCAGGUGCCAUUUGGUGGCAACCUCUUUGCUCGGCUCCGCUCACCACCCUGAGCCCUGCCCUUGGAGAGGGAUGAGCAGGGAAGAGGUUGGACCUGGAGGGUCCUUCCCCACCUCCCAGCGCCGUGCUGGGUCCUGUGGCCAUGGGGGAGUUUGGCUGCUGCCGUCUCCUCGGUGUCCUUUUCCACCCCUGGGGCAACACCGCAGGCACUGUGAAACCUCUGAAGACAGGGAGCGUGUCUGGGGCUUGGGAGCCAUCCAUCGGUGGGGUGGCAGGGGCUGGUGAUGCCCCAGGCUCCUGCGUUGGAGCAGCAGCUUCAACCUCUGUUUUUCCACAGCCGCUGCAGCGCUGGAGCCAGUCUCUGAGCCUGGCCUGGCCUUCUCACAAGCACUUUGGGGCUUUUCCUCCUGCCUUUCAGGCCCUCGUUCCCUGGCCGUGGAGAUCUGCUCUGGUAGGACCAUGAGAUGGGCUCCGUGAGCCUUCGCUGGUCAAAUGAACCUCUUUUCCAAGGCUGGAGGUCACCUGUCAGGAGCCAGCUCUGGUGGUGCCUGGUCCCUGCUGGGGGAGCUGGAGCAAUGGGAGUCGAGGUAUCGGGGCCUCCUCUCGAGCUGGCUUCACAUUUUGCAGAGAAGAGGAAGGAGAAGACACUGACCCUUCAUCAUCAGUGUGCCGGUGCCGGAGCCUUGGUUGCUCUGAUGGCCGCAGUCCCCGCUCUGCCCCAUCCCCAGGCCAAACGUGCCCACCUCGGGUUUGCUCGUGGGCCUCAGAAAAACUGCCUUAAACCCCCCCAUCCCGUCCACACUCCCACCCUGGCUUUGGGCUGCAGCCCAAGGUUGAUCCCACCAAGAGCUUUUCCUUCACAGGAACUGGGAAACGCCACUGGGAUUGUGUUUGUGGGACUGGUUUUGGAGCUGGUUCCUCUCCCACCAAAGCGAAAGGCUGGUCCAUCCUGAGGUCACCUGACCUCCCUGCUCAGCUCACUGCUCCCUUCUGCUUCAAUCCCGGCCUGGAACAGGAGGGAAGGCCAUGGAUUGCCCUCUCCUGCGUGAUGGUCUCCCUCAGAUGGUUACGGCAUCUCCUCCCAGAUGGUUAUGGGCAGCCUGGAGAAGCUCCUAGAUGGGAAGUUGAAGGUGUGUGAUUUGCCUCCAUCUCCUCAGCUGUGCAGCUGAGCGUCCCAGCGCCCUGCGGCAGAAGGAUGUUACCACCUGGUCGUGUCUCUGGUGUGUCCCAGAAGAGGAGCAGGGAUGGUUCCAUCAGCACCUCCUUGGGCUUGCUCAGAAGGUCAGCCCCACCUGCGCUCCCCUCCUGCAGCCUUCACUGCAUUUUGGGGUGUUCAGUGGCCUCUCCAGCCACCUUCCAGCCGUUUUUCAUGCCACCCACACUUGUGUGACAAGGGGAAAGGAAGGGGCAGCCCGUCCCCAGCCGAGCCCACGGCUCGUGCCUUCACCAGCAGUAAGAACCGCAGAAAUACGGAGCAGGGAAUCUUUUCCUCUCCGUAUGUUUCCUUUUUCCUCUUUAUUCUCUUAUUGUUUUAACAUCAGGUGCUCCAAUCGGAGUGUGUGAAGGCUCAGGCUCCUGGAAACCAUGAUCAGAGGCUCCCAUGAGUCCCCAGAGCACCUGGAAGGAUGUUUUCUGCCCCUCUCGGAGUGGAAACGUGUCGUUUGGCAGCAGCUGCACCAGCUUCAGCAUCCCCGAGGGGCCCGACACGCCUCUGCUGCCGGCUUUAAUUCUCCCCUCGUUAGUAGGUGGCUCGUUAGCAGCCACCUGCAGUUGCCAGGUCCCUGGUGUCAGCUCUGCCUUUCACAGCCCUGGGCCUGUGGGGCAGGACCCGAAGGGGAGUGGGGCCGGGAGCCGGCAGCGGUGGAUUGCACUUUAUCUGAACAGAGAGACCCCCUUCUCGGGGACUUAUUUUCAAAAAUCUUAAGGGAAAUCAUAUUAUUCUGGCGAGAGACUGUAGUAGAAAGAGCUGGGGGGGGACGUGGUGUGAAGUGUUUCCCCCUGGGGGGUCGGGGUUUGCUGUGUCUCGUUCUUGGCUGCAGUCGGAGCCGGUGACAAGCCCCGGGUUGGGGGGUUCUAUCUGUUGGUGGGGUUCAGUCGGAGAUUUGUGGGGGGAAUCCAGAUUGUUCUUCAUCUUUUUCCCAUAGCGUUGGAUUUUUGGAGGGUCCCUGGUGUUGUGAGAGCCAGGGGUGAGGCUGCAUGAUGGGAUGGGUGGCUGUGCGGGUGGUGGGAUGGUGUCCUCCUUGCUGAGACCCCCCCGAAGGCAGAGGAUUUGGGAGUGAGGGGGUGAACGGGUGCUGUGAGUCGCUGGUGGCAGCUUCCAGGAGGAGGGGGGACCUGCUGGUGGCAGUGCUGGGAGGGACAGGGUGCCAUGAGGAAGCUAAAUGCCAGCGUGAGCAUCUCCAUCGCCACCCGCGGGGCUGGUGCUGUCCCUCCCCGUCCUCCCCUGCUGUGGCCCUUUCCCAAAUCUUCCCAAACAGACACCAAAACCCUUCUGGAGUUACAGACUUGGGAUUCAGCUUUCUGCUCCUCACACAUCCCAGGGGCUGAGAUGUCCUCAGGCUUCCCUCUGCCAUCCAGAGAGCGAUCCAUCCCCUGCAUCCUCCCUUGCUGCCCAUCACUCUCCUGUGAUUUUUGGGGGUGUCCUAGGAUAACUCAAGCUCAGGUCAGGUUGUACGAUCCACGUCCCAAACCAAGGAGAUGGGAAGGUCUCUCGGUGGCUGCACCUUUUCCCCAGGGAAAGGGCCUUUUCCCCUUUCCUGUGUUUCUGCUGCUUCCCCCGGGAGCUGCCGAGCCGGGGUCUUUCUCCACGUUGGCUGUAAAUAGCAUCCUCUGGGGUGAGACAGAACCCCCCCAGGACCCCGCUGGUGUCACACAGCACGGCCCCCUCCCACCCUCCUCCCCGCGCCGUGGUUGUGCUGACUGCUCCGGGAGCACCAGGGUUAAAAAAAAAUUAAAAAAAAAAUUAAAAAAACCCAAACGGACAAAAAACUGAGAGAAAAGAAACACUCCUCCAACACGAGCACAAUGUUGAGUUUUUUUUGUAAAAGGAUCCAAUAAAUGGAGAGUUUAACUUGA
Messenger RNA from Calidris pugnax (ruff), 7305 nucleotides. It is a transcript of the gene EXTL3, whose product is annotated as exostosin-like glycosyltransferase 3. The record is from RefSeq and is a predicted model, not a curated record. Lineage: Eukaryota; Metazoa; Chordata; Aves; Charadriiformes; Scolopacidae. The transcript is spliced from 8 exons. Gene Ontology annotation, molecular function: glycosyltransferase activity. Gene Ontology annotation, cellular component: membrane. The coding region runs from base 778 to 3537 and encodes 919 amino acids.